GCUACUUCUUUUCAUCACCUGAGUUAAGGAUUGAUUUGAGGUUCACUAAAGAUUGGUAUCAGCUAUUUUUCAAUCCAAUAAAGGAUUAGCUAUUGAAAUAUGACCACACUCAGAGUAAAUUGCUUAUUAAAAAAAAAGGGAAAAAGGGGGGUGUGAUUACAUAUAUAGUAGGUCUCAAUGGGAUCUAAGCAGGACAUGGGAUUGAGUGGGGUUUUUUUUAUCUGGGAUGUCGCUAAUUGUUUGUCGAGAAAACAAAAAUUUAUUAGACAAGGAUUUGGGAAUAACUCAAAAUUGAUUUGGGAAUUUGGGAAAAUAUUAAUGUUCUUAAGCAAGAAAUUGAAAAAUAUUUUUUCCUUAAAAUUUUGAUAGCAGGCUUUCGUAUGUAACAAUCAUUAUUGUCUCAAAAACUUGUAUUUUUUUAGAUUAUCAACUUUGUGCAUAUUGUUACAUGUCUCAUGCAAUUUUUAUGUACAGAAAAUGAACCAAAAUUUGGGAAGCGGGAAAUCAUGAACUGGUACACCUAACAUGGGAAUUGUCAAAAGAACUUAACGUGAUACGGGAUUAGAACCCCCUAUAUAUUACGAUAAAUUGGCAAAAUAAAAAUUUUCUGUAUGAAAAUAACUUUAACCAUUAAUCUGACCUUAUCUGAAGUGAUAGCAGACUUUGACGCGGAGGAUGGCAUGUGAUGGCAUAAUGAAUGAAAAUUAUGUCAGGAGUGUAACAUUUAUCCAUUCUUUAAUGAUAAAGUUUUUAUUUAGUUUAAAAAAAUUCUAAACUUAACUGGAAGAGAUUUUUUACACUUAAUUUGCUCAAAAAUUUUCAAUAAGGUCAAAUUUAAAGAUUGGAAUAUAUUAUUUGCUUUUGAUACAGUGUUUGAAUAUUAAAAAUAAGUGCGAUAAAUACUAAAAGGACAUUUAAAACAAUUACACUAUAUAAAACUGUUGUGAAAGUAUCAGAAUUGUGUUACAAUGCCUCAAAUAAACACUAAUGAUCAGAUCCUAUCCUGUAAGUUGACAGAAACUAAAAGUGGAAAACCUAGCAUUUCACAGAAUUUUAGUGUUACACUCCUGACACCUAUUUCAAGGCCAUAAAAAAGGACUAAUCAAAUUUAGGCAGUCAUGUUUGCAUCUCAUAGUAACUGCUGCACCUGCUGGUCAAUUUAAAACAAUAAUUAUGACAAUUACUAACAGUGUUUCAAAAAUAUGACAUUGCAAACUUAAAUGUUACACUCCUGACCUACAUCAGCAGGUGUGGUUCUAUGAGAUCAAGUGCACCAGAAACAUGUCACAGAUAUCUACAAAUACUUUUAAUUUGAUCUAGAAUAUUGUGGUAAAGUAUAAGAAAUAUUAAAAUGUCCAAAAUCUUUCGGAACUUUGAAUUAUCAUCAUUUAAAAUUAAGAAUUAAGUUUUUUCCUUUUCAUUUUUUUCCCUCAUUAGGAAAUUUGACAGACCUUAUUUUACCAUUGUAAUUACAAAAUAUGUAUUACUUCAUAUGAGAAAAUUUAGUGCAUAUACACAGGUUUUCAACAAACCCAUCAUUUUAUAUUAGACAUCAUUAUUUUUUUUAAAGACAGCUCUUUGAAGCACUUGCUUCUUUCAAAAUGUCACACUAAAAGUGUUACACUCCUGACAUUUUUGGCCCUAUUUUUUGCCGGCAUUUUUUUAUUAUCAAAGAUAUCAUCACGAAAAUUUGUACGAUUAUAGUCACAGGUGGGAUACAUUUUUUAAUUAUCUAAUACUUAGUAUUUAUCAUCAUGAUUUGUAAUAGGGUAUGGUAAUAAUGUUGGGGUCAUUUUUUUUGAAACAGCCCCUAUGUAGAAUGAAUAGUGAACAAAAUAGUCUGCAUGGCAAACAGGACAUACAUGUGGUUCUGUGACUUGAAAGAACUGAUCAUUUAUCUAUAUAGCUAGGUAUUUUAGACAUGUAGUUUCAGCUGAACAGAAAAAAAAAAUGUCAGUAUAAAGACAAAAAAAAAAAUUGCAUAAUUUUAAAUAUAAUGCUGAAUUUUAGGUUUUUUCUUCUAUGAUAUGCGUGGGUAUAGUAAUUUGAGCAUGUUGAGUGGUAUUAUACACCAACAAUUAAACUUUUAUUAGAGUUUUCAUGGUAUUGACAUUUUUACAUAUAUUUUAUAUAUAUUUUCAAUAUCACUUGCUUUGAUAGGUGCCAUUUUUAGGUAAAUGAAGGCUUUUUCCAAAUUGAAACGGAUUUUGUGAUGCGUAAUAGUCGAUGUAAUGAUAUCAACAUGCAAAAUGGACAUAAAAAUAACUUCAUUUUCGAGGCUCUGUGAGACACCUUGUGUGCAAAUACUGUAAAACAGCCCUGAUACAUGUGGAAAUGAAUAGAUCUACACCGGUGAUGUACGUUGGUUAAAUUUUUCAUUUCAUUUGCAGGUCGUCGCCAUUAUGCCUGAUGGCCAUGUACGGGUGGGGUUAUUUCCGACACUAUCAGAAACAAUAGUGUGCCAGCUGGGCACUGUGGCUGAACUCCCCCGUACAGCAACAAAGUCUUGGAAAAGUGGGAAGAAGACCGCCUUUCGGGCAGCCAAGGCAGCCGCCGCAGCCUCCAAGGAAUCCCCCGCAGCCUCCAAGGAAUCCCCCGCAGCCUCCUCCUCCAAGGACUCGGCCAGGAAGAAACGAAAGGUGGCCAAUAGCCCUGAACUCGAACCCCCCGCAGCAUCCUCCUCCUCCGAGGACUCGGCAGGCAGGCAACCCUCUGAGAAAGGAACGGCAGCCAAGGCAGCCGCCGCAGCCUCCAAGGAAUCCCCCGCAGCCUCCUCCUCCAAGGAACCGGCCAGGAAGAAACGAAAGGCAGCCCAGAAAAGCCACAAUUUGAGUUUCGACGGGUACAUCGACUUGCUUGCUGCAAAAAUUGAAGAAGGGAACAAAACAAAAGGGAAUAAGGACCAGAGGAGAGGUGCUGACGGCAAAUUUGGCAAUAAAAAUUUAUUGGACUGUUCCUGGAGGACCUGGUUGAAAAGCAUGUUUACAGAAUAUCCAGGUGUGCUGUGCAAGUGCUCUUGUAAUCAUCGACCUUUGACUAGCGCACAAGCCUUAAUAAAACACAUAGAGAGAAAUGACUAUAUCAAUAAUGUGGUAUCAUUUGGUGAGGAGGACCUGGAAUUCACACCACCACAGUUUUAGCUCACCUCCCCCCCCCCCCCCCCAAGUUUAAAUAAGUUGUUGAAUCAACUUUGGAAAUUCACCCCAAAUUCAAAUUUGGAAAUUCACCCUUGUCUAGUGGGUUCAACUAUAUUUUGUAUGCUCUACCUAUAGUAACCAUAUAUCUUGAUUUCCCAGAAACUUGUUGACGCUGCAAUUGCACUUCAUAUAAAUACAUGUUUUGGCAUUAUAUGUUAUUUGUAAAUGCUGUUUGUCCUUAUAUUUUGAUAUAUCCAGUUACUUUGUUUCUACUGUUUCGCAAGUAUCUUGGCAAUAAUAUCUCUUACUACUGUAUAUUUUGUAUGAGAGUCAAACUGUAGAACUAUGUGGGUUGAAGAAUAUCUCUUACUACUGUAUAUUUUGUAUGAGAGUCAAACUGUAGAACUAUGUGGGUUGAAGAAUAAAAGUGUGCACUCAAUCAAAUAUUGUUUUUAGGCCAAUACUUUGUAAGAUAUACCAAGUGCACUUGUAAUCCUCGACCUUUAGCUAGCGCACAAGCCUUAAUAAAACACAUAGAGAGAAAUGACUAUAUCAAUAAUGUGGUAUCAUUUGGUGAGGAGGACCUGGAAAUCACACCACCACAGUUUUAGCUCAUCUCCCCCUCCCCCCCAAAGUUUAAAUAAGUUGUUGAAUCAACUUUGGAAAUUCACCCAAAACG
Magallana angulata is the source of this 3816-nucleotide messenger RNA. RefSeq names its product myristoylated alanine-rich C-kinase substrate-like. Bases 2403 to 3140 code for a protein of 245 amino acids. The record is from RefSeq and is a predicted model, not a curated record. NCBI's taxonomy places the organism in Eukaryota, Metazoa, Mollusca, Bivalvia, Ostreida, Ostreidae. The transcript has 5 exons.